GAAAAGUUUUCUCUUCACAUUCAAUCCAAACUCUCCGUCUCUAUUUCCAAAAACAUUCCCUUCAAUACACACUCUCAUCUCCAGUCCAUAAAUAUUAUCCAUUUUGAGUGACUCUCCGUCUCCAAUACUCAGAUCCUAUCUAUUUCAAUUAUACUCUUAUCCACAUUACCCAUUCCCAAAUCUCGCCGAUUUCCGAAUCUCUACGAGGCAUGUUUGCAGCGAUGAGCAGUAAUGUUGAACGUACUGCGAGACGAGAUUCAAUCUCAUCCUCCGUCCCCAUUUCAAACCCUAUAGAAAGAAACCCUGAACCCGCGACCACUGCCGAGACACAGCAACACUCAACGAACAACAACGCCCUUCGGGAAGAAUGCGACAAAUUGCGCGAGAAGUUAAGCGCUACGGAAUCAACUCUCCUGAAGACAAGAGCCCUUGUGAAGAAAUUAACACGUCGUUUGGAUGCUGCUAAUUACCAAUUACCACAUGGCGUUGGUGGUCGUGCCCAGAGUAAAGACGAAACCUCUGCUCACGAAUAUUCUGCAAAUCUUUCCCGCAAUUCGAAGGGGGCAAUAAUACUUCUUGGUUACCUUAAAGAUGGAGCCUUUAGUGAUGAACUUCUUUCCGCUAGGAUUCGCCAUGAGAACCGUACGUAUAUUGAAGAUUCUCGCAGCCGCACUGAUUCUCUCGAAAUGCGUUGCAAACUUUGCCAAAUAGGCCUUAGUCAUAAGAAUUCCCUGGAGAGGUUGCGUCAUGGGUUAGCGCUGUCAACAGCUACAAUUGAUCAUGCUACGUUUGACCUUAAGCUGGAAGACCAACAUCGAGAAAAUCUGAAUGCAAUUCGCUUGAAAAUCAUACAUGAGUGUUUUCGGGCUGGAAAUGUUAGAGAAGCCGUAACUCGAGGUGUUAGUUUAGAACAUGAUGAGAGAGCCAGAUAUCAACGUGCUCGGGACGAGAGUCUUCGCCAGCGGAACGCAAAAUUCAAGGCUCUACAUAACAAAUAUAUUGAAUGUUAUCACUGGCCUUCAUCUCGUGAUGGGAAAUAUCGAAGUUAUCGGGAGUUUCUUGAAGCGAAAACUGCGGAGGUGCAGUCUCACCCGUACGGGACUAAUCGAGAGCGGUUGCAUCGACAAUACCGGGGACAGGCUAGACUUCAUCGUAAUGUAUCAGUGACUCUCGCUGCUACUGGUAGUAGAGAUGCGAAUAAUGGCUCACAAGUCAGUAUGCAAGUUCAUCAUACCCAUCGCGACCAACAGCAGACAAGAGCAAUCGACAAUACCAAUGAUAGGCUUGGAGAACCUGAACGAUAUGGGAGACAUCAAGAAGCUCAACUCCAACCUCCAAUUUCUGCUCCUACAAGUUUCACCGCCUCGCAAUACGGAAUUUGAGCGGAACUACAAGCCAGACGAAUAUGAUUCAGAUGGUAGUGAUUCCACAAUGAACA
Messenger RNA from Botrytis cinerea B05.10, 1438 nucleotides. RefSeq lists its product as hypothetical. The transcript is spliced from 2 exons. Bases 210 to 1382 code for a protein of 390 amino acids. The record is from RefSeq and is a predicted model, not a curated record. NCBI's taxonomy places the organism in Eukaryota, Fungi, Ascomycota, Leotiomycetes, Helotiales, Sclerotiniaceae.